Molecule: messenger RNA, 1938 nt
Organism: Prunus avium (sweet cherry)
Lineage: Eukaryota; Viridiplantae; Streptophyta; Magnoliopsida; Rosales; Rosaceae
Source: RefSeq, a predicted model, not a curated record
AUGGAGAGAUCGGUAGGUAGGGUGCCGAGGGCGCGUCUGGCCAAGCCCAGUUUCCUCCACGUGUCUUGCCCUUAUUGGCUGUUUAUUUCGGGUGUAAACAGCCGGAGUUGCCUCAACAACUCCAGAUAUGCUCUCACGCAGCGUUAUUGUCCAAAUCAGAAGGAAGCAAUUGGUUGGUAUAGCAAUUGUAUGCUACGCUACUCAAACCGCUCCAUGUACGGCGUCAUGGAAACUAAGCCUUCUUUCGACAUCCGCAACCCACAAAACGUAUCGUCGUCUGGCGUGGAUGGAUUCAACCAAGAGCUGAGGAAGUUACUGGAGAGCGUAAGAAGAAAAGCUGCAGCAGGCGGUUCUCUUCGCAAGUUUGCGUACGGGAACGCAACCGCUCCAACUUUCCAAACAAUAUUUGCUAUUGCGCAGUGCACGCCAGAAUUAUCAGAGCAAGCCUGCAGUGACAGCUUGGUUGGUGCUUUUGGAGAAAUCCCCCAAUGUUGCAUUGAAAAAGUAGGAGGGAGAGUUUCUAGACCCAGCUGUAACUUCAGAUUCGAGGUUUACCGCUUCAUUGAGCCUAAAACGAUUCUGCAACUGCCAUCGCCGCCGCCAAUAUUAUUUCCUCCUCCGCCAUCAACCAAUAUUACCAUAGUUUCAGGAGGACUAAAGAGUAACACAUCUCGGACUGUCAUCAUUAUUGUCAUGCCAAUCGUUGUUUCUUUGGUACUAAUUAUAUCCAUCGGGAUUUGGCUAAGAGUGCGGCAGACAAAAAAAAAGCUUCAAAGUACAUUAUUUCCAGGUACCUCCACAGACGAAAUUAGAAGUGCAGAGUCGUUGCAAUUCGAUUUUGACACCAUUAGAGUUGCCACAUAUGACUUUUCUGAAGCCAAUAAACUAGGACAGGGCGGAUUUGGUUCUGUUUACAAGGGAAGGUUAUUUAGUGGAGAAGAUAUAGCUGUGAAAAGACUCUCUGUAAAUUCUGAACAAGGAGAUUUAGAAUUUCAAAAUGAAGUUUUGUUAGUGGCCAAGCUUCAACACCGAAACUUAGUUAGGCUCUUGGGUUUUUGCUUGGAAGGAAUUGAACGGCUUCUUAUUUAUGAGUUUGUCCCUAAUGCAAGCCUCGAUCGCACCUUAUUUGACCCAAUCAAGCGCACAAUAUUGGAUUGGGAUAGACGCUACAAAAUUAUAGAAGGCAUUUCUCGAGGGCUCAUUUACCUUCACACAGAUUCUAGGCUUAGAAUUAUUCAUCGUGAUCUUAAAGCAAGUAAUAUCUUGAUCGAUGGGGAAAUGAACCCCAAGAUAUCAGAUUUUGGCAUGGCAAAAUUGUUCCCCCUUGAUCAAACACAAGGCAGAGCCCACUAUUACAAAAAUGGAUAUAUGACUCCAGAGUAUGUGAUGUAUGGACAUUUAUCUAUUAAAUUAGAUGUCUAUAGUUUUGGUGUCUUAGUUUUGGAGAUAGUAAUUGGACAGAAAAAUAGUUGCUUUCGUCAGGGAGAGGAUGUGGAACAUCUUCUAAGCUAUGCAUGGAAAAGUUGGAGGGAAGGGACAGCUUCAAAUCUAAUAGAUCCAACAUUGAGGACUGGUUCAAGAAGUGAAAUAAUGAGAUGCCUCCAUAUUGGGUUAUUAUGUGUGCAGGAAAAUAUAGCUGAUAGGCCAACCAUGGCUUCUAUUGUCCUAAUGCUUAAUAGUUAUUCUCUCACCCUUCUAGUACCCUCACAACCAGCUUUCUUUAUGCAUACUAGUGAUGGAUCUAACGUGUGCGUCACAACCGGGUCGGAUCGAUCCAAGACCAACUCACUUUUUACAGCACCAGAAGAUGAGGUUUCAUUGUUCCUCGUCGAUAGUGAAGAGAGAAGUCUCCUGAACAAAGAAAACACCACGAAGUCUUCUCCUAUAAUUCUGCCAUCACCAGAUAUUUCUUCAUCUAUCAAGGGAGAUUGCUCUUGA